AUGAAGCUCAUCUCGAUUAUCACUCCUGCUUGCCUUUUGGGCAUAGCUGCAUCAGUUGACAUGUCUAAGUACACUCCAAAAGGGUCUGGAGUGGAUGUGGGAUUCAAAGCUUUCCUUAAAGAACUCUAUGCAUCGGCUGAGGACCCAGCUUCGACGACAACCUUCACCGACUUCUUCACGAAAGACGGAAAGCUCAUUGUUGUCGAAAACGUUGCCAGUAACCCCAAGGACAUCAUCGCGUUGAAGCAGGAGCUACUGCCAACAGCUGGCACCAAGCAUUGGAACCAUCUUCCCAAUGUUACCACAGUUUCCUCAGAGACGAGCGCUCAAAAGACCUACGAGGUGCUUGGUAUAAUUGAGUCACGAUUUGAUGGUGGCAACUGUUCUCAGGCAUAUGGAAGCCUAGUGGCCUAUGACGACUUCGUCGUAAGUCCAAUGCAUUCGCCGACCGACAUAGCCUGUGAAACUUAG
This is a messenger RNA of Pyrenophora tritici-repentis Pt-1C-BFP, 471 nucleotides long. NCBI's taxonomy places the organism in Eukaryota, Fungi, Ascomycota, Dothideomycetes, Pleosporales, Pleosporaceae. The record is from RefSeq and is a predicted model, not a curated record.